Messenger RNA from Physella acuta, 2324 nucleotides. Its product is annotated as fatty acid desaturase 6. Gene Ontology annotation, molecular function: oxidoreductase activity, acting on paired donors, with oxidation of a pair of donors resulting in the reduction of molecular oxygen to two molecules of water. NCBI's taxonomy places the organism in Eukaryota, Metazoa, Mollusca, Gastropoda, Physidae. The record is from RefSeq and is a predicted model, not a curated record. Gene Ontology annotation, cellular component: membrane. Gene Ontology annotation, biological process: lipid metabolic process.
AGUAUGACAACACAAAGUGUCAUUGAUUGCACCCGAUACGCCGCUACAUUUCUAAAGCGUGUAAUCAAAUGAACGAUAACGUAAGAGCAAUAGGUACGUGACUGGCAGAGUCGUCUAGUGAACAGCUGAGAGUACGUCAAACAAGUAUCAAAAUGGCGCCUAGCCUAGACAGUGGCCUUUCUGUCAAAAAGAUCGAGGAAAAAACAGGGGCGAUAAUAGAUUAUGUAGAUCUUAAAAAGCUACCCCAGUUCGGAGCGCUUAGUGAGAAGGUGAAUAGUAUCGUCGACUCCAGCUCGUGGUGGGAGCGUCACGGGGUGGACAUGUGUCUCCACACCGCGGGUUUCAUUGGCUGGUUCUACAGCCACUUCCUGUUGGCCUCGACCAAUCCCCUCGUCUUCACGGCCGGGAUUCUCCUCCUGGGGUGCUGCCACGGGAUGAUCACCAUCAAGUCCGCGCACAUGGCCGUCCACGGCGCCGUCUGCGCAUCGCCCUUCUGGAACCGGAUGUGGUGCUUCGUCGCGUCCGAUAUCGUCGGCACGUUCUCCGCGGACGUCGGGUACGCUAUCCACGUCAAGGGCCACCACCCGCACACCAACAUCAUCGGCCUGGGUGACUCCAGCACUUUCAAAGCGCCUUUCGUGCCCAGCAUGCUGUAUAUGUUUGUGACUCCGCUGCUUUUGCCGAUUAUGACGCCACUCGUCGCGCUGAAAGAAAUUAUCCCGGAGUCUUUUUUCAAAACAGUCCGCCAUCUUGUUUUAGCAUACUUAGGCCUAUCCUUUCAUUUAUAUCUCCUAGCAACCAUAUCACACCUGGACAUUGUCACGUCCAUCCUCGUCAUCUUCCUUAGCCGUAAUGUUCUCGCCAUCCCUUACAUCCACGUUAACAUCUUCCAGCACAUCGGACUCCCGAUGUACUCCCAGAAACACCGACCCAAGAAGAUCUACCAGAUGACGACGGGGGUUCUAAACCUGCCGAGGAACCCGGUGCUGGACUACUGCUUUGGGCACGGCAUCAUCAGCUGCCACACGGAACAUCAUCUGUUUCCCCGGCUGUCGGACAACAUGUGCCUGAAGGUGCAGCCCGCGGUGAAGAAGUUCUGCCUGGACCAUGACCUGCCGUACCACGAGGACUCCUACGGCAGGAGGGUCCAGCACUUUGUGCUCAACUACAAGCAGCUGAUGGUGGACGCCCCGCCCAUCACCAAGUUUGUUGGUCUGCAGUAAAGUCAGGAACUCUGUUGGUCUAUAGGGUGGUGGUCUUCAGUAGAGUGACCUGUUGUGUUAGUCUACAUUAGGGUCACCUUUUGUGUAGGUCUACAUUAGGGUCACCUUUUGUGUAGGUCUACAUUAGGGUCACCUUUUGUGUAGGUCUACAUUAGGGUCACCUUUUGUGCAGGUCUACAUUAGGGUCACCUUUUGUGUUGGUCUACAGUAGAGUGACCUUUAGUGUUGGUCUCGAGUGACCUUUAUUGUUGGUCUCGAGUGACCUUUAGUGUUGGUCUACAGUAGAGUGACCUUUUGUGUUGGUCUACAGUAGAGUGACCUUUUGUGUUGGUCUACAGUAGAGUGACCUUUAGUGUUUGUCUACUGUAGAAUGACCUUUAAUAUUGAUCAACAGUAGAGUGACCUUUAGUGUUGGUCUAGAGUGACCUUUUGUGUUGGUCUACAUUAGAGUGACCUUUAGUGUUUGUCUACUGUAGAAUGACCUUUAAUAUUGAUCAACAGUAGAGUGACCUUUAGUGUUGGUCUAGAGUGACCUUUUGUGUUGGUCUACAGUAGAGUGACCUUUAGUGUUGGUCUACAGUAGAGUGACCUUUAGUGUUGGUCUAGAGUGACCUUGCUAGUUGGUCACCUGUAAGGUCACCAAGUUUGUUGCACAAUAAGUUUGUUGGUCAGUAAUUAUAUUGGUCUACAUUGAUUUCACCUGUUACGCUGGUCAAUGUUAAUGUCACUCUAUUUAUAGGUCUACAAUAUAUUAAUACAUUUGUUAAUUUAAAAAAACAGGGUCACUAAUUUUGUUGGUCUUCAGUAGGUUAGGCCUCUACUUUUGUUUUGCAACUUUUUGUUAUUAAUGUUAUUAAAACUUACAAUGCAAUUUUUUUAUGUUACCAUGACUUUUAUAUGGUUUUCUAAACUUUUUCAUAUUUAUAUUUUCUUUUGUUUAUUCAUAAUGUUCUCAUCUAGCUAAGAUGGUUUGUAUUUAAAAAUGCCAAUUAGUAUUAUAAGUUAAAUUAUUGAUUUAUGUAUAAUGGCAAAAGAUAUCUAUUUGUAUUUCUGCUUACAAUUAAAACAUUGCUAUUGAAAGUAAAAUGUUUAUCGGACUAA